AUAGAAGUAUAAAUUGAAACCAUAUCACAAAGUACUUUAUUAUUGAACCAUAUCUAUUUCAUUGUUAGCGAUUUGCAGAUAAUAUGCCAUCAAGUUUAGUUGAUUUGCGACCCAAUCGGCGUCUUUUGGACCAUGAUUUUGAAGGGUACAAGUUAAAUCUCCAAGCUCUUCCUCACUUUAAGUUUGAUCUUGUCUCACCGGUUGAUCGUUUAUUUCCUGAUGAGGUGCAAUUCUCCUUUAUCCAUGCGAAACUGUUUGCACUGCAUAAUCACUUGGUCAUGGACUACUGGGACUACUCUUAUAACUUCUAUUAUAUAGACAAAAAGCAACAAGUACGGCAAAUUUCAUUUGAGAAUACUACUAAUUCAUUUGAAAACAAUGUUGUGUAUGAUGUACCAGCUUAUGUUGAAAGGAAAUCAGGCCAUUUUGAUCUUUGUCUUUCAUUCCCUUCCCAAAGUGUAGCUGUUGUAAGUGAUGGUACUGGUUAUCUUCAUAUUGUUGAUACAGGUGUAAGAAAUUGCAGAAACAGAUUAUGGCAAACGCAGCACUCAACAUUGGUACUUGGGGAAAGUAAAUUCUUCAUUAUUAUUGAUUCUAGAAUACAAGAGAAAAGUAAUAAAGAAAUACUUCAUUGCUUAAUUCAGUCUGUAGAACAGAAGGAAACGCAUUUCAAUUCAGUUCUAUCCUUGGUUACUUUUGAAAAUGAUAACAAUUCUUGGAAACAAAUAAGUAUAAAACAAAUGGAAGGCAAAGGGAUUGUUCACUAUGCAGCAAUUGAAAGCAGCUGUGAAGCAGCAUAUAUUGCAUCAGACAAUAUCUUUAAAUUCACAUAUGAUUCUGAAAAUGAAAUAAUAGAAACACUGACAAAAGUGCCACAAAAACUAAUUUACACUUGGAUGCAGACAUCGGAGGAUAUUUCAAUCACUUUAAAACUGGAUUCAGGAUGUAACAAAAAUCUCAUGCAUGUCAAUGUUAUGCCACUCCAUAUUAAAGUAAGUUAUGGAGGUAAUACUUUUAUAGAUGGUAAACUCAAGCAUAAAAUUGAUAGUGAACUAACAACAUGGAAUAUUCAAGAUAAUGGGCAAGUAGACAUACUCUUGACAAAAUCAGAAAGUAGUCUUUGGGAUGAAUUUUUAGAAGGUGGUGAUAAUAAUGGUGAGCAAAUAAUGGAUGCGAGUCUUGUGGAAGAAGUUCAUUGGAGACUCUCACAUCUGUGUUCAGAAACAGAAGUGUCAUCAGAUCAGUCUGUGCCUGGCUUCUCUACACAAGAGCUAGAAGAAUGUGAUGCAGCAUCAGAAGAAGAUACAGUACUAGUGAGACUCGACACAACAACUCACUGUGUAACACACAGAGUGCCGCUAAGUGUGCACCAAUACUUGUUCAGUUUAAAAUUGGACAUCCACGAGGUGCCUGCAAUAGGUCUACGUCAUGAUGUAGACGCUUGCAUCUGGCAGCCAUAUGCAAAAUUAAUAAAUUCAGAUACAUGGCCUUUAAAACACCAAGGUACCUUGAUGGCUUUUGGAUAUGUGCAAUCAUCAAAACAAAAUCGAAAAUUUAUUACAUGUCCACCUAAUUUCUCAUACAGUGUAGUGUGUGAAGCAACAAAGCAUCUGUUUAUUUAUCAAAGUUCUAUAAACCCAGACUGCCAGCUUAGAAAGAAAACUGCUGGAGUUAUGCAAAAUGUAAAAGUUGGUCAACAACAUGUGUUUAAUUUUGACAAGUAUGGAGAAAUUAUUGGCAUUAAUGCUACAAAUGAAUACUUGUUUUUAUUAACAGAAAAUUCAUUAAUUGCAAUACAAAUUUUAUAAAAAUACACAAUAUAUAAAGGGACUU
Molecule: messenger RNA, 1833 nt
Organism: Diatraea saccharalis (sugarcane borer)
Lineage: Eukaryota; Metazoa; Arthropoda; Insecta; Lepidoptera; Crambidae
Source: the annotation of a GenBank genome assembly